This is a messenger RNA of Dermacentor andersoni, 723 nucleotides long. Its product is annotated as probable 4-coumarate--CoA ligase 2. Gene Ontology annotation, molecular function: CoA-ligase activity. The record is from RefSeq and is a predicted model, not a curated record. Lineage: Eukaryota; Metazoa; Arthropoda; Arachnida; Ixodida; Ixodidae.
AUGACGGAGCUCACCGGGGGCGCCACGCUUUCGGCACCACAACUUGAUGACGUCAAGAGCGUGGGAAGGCCGCUACCGUUCAACGAGGUCAAAGUGGUGCAUCCCGAGAGUCGUCAAACUCUUGGUCCGUACGAGCAAGGGGAGAUCUGCAUGCGAGGACCAACCGCUUUCAAGGGAUACCUUAAGAACGAGAUAAAGACUGCCGAAGCUUACGAGAACGGCUUCGUUCGCAGCGGUGACCUCGGUUACUACUCUUCCGACGGCCGCAUCUUCGUCUGCGGCCGCUUGAAAGAGCUCAUCAAAUGCAUGGACCAGCAGGUGGCGCCGGCUGAGCUGGAAGAGCUUCUGGCUGCAGACCCGGACGUGCUACAGGUGAUCGUGGUUGGAGUGCCGCACCCGCAGUACGGAGAGGCCCCUCGGGCAUUCGUGGUACCCCGGCGCCGCCUUCCUGGACCCGACGAAGAGAAGCGCGAGGCCGACAGGCUGAAGGAGCUUGUUGCUGCCAAUUUUGCUCACCACAAGCACCUCCACGGCGGUGUACAGUUCUUGGCCGGUAUGCCGCAGACUGGAAGUUACAAGGAUUCACGCAGAGCCCUCAAGGAGCUGUACAUUCAGCAGAACAGAUGCGCCAACAAGAGAUGUUAGGAUGGCUGAAAGAUGUCCUUUCCGCGAUAUAGUUUAUUCUGUGUUGCGUGGCACACUCGGUACAAUAAGGCAAUAAAG